AGAACAACCGGAAAGCCCCAUGGGCCAACUUUGUGGUGGACGGCCCACAACCAAAUCUGGGCAACUUCACACCCGGCGUGGACAACAGACAGCACCACCUCUCGCUCCGCCGCCGCACCGCCGCCGCCGGCAGGGCACAGCCAUGCCCCCACCUCGCUUCCUUAUCGCUAGGCGCCUCUGCUCCGCCUCCGCAUCCGAUCCUGCCGGCACCCUGACGCCAUCCGCGGUCUCCGACGCGGCCGACCUCGCCGCGGCCGCCGCCCGCCGCGCACCGUGUUUCGAGUCCCGCCUCCUCUCCCAGGUCCCCAGCGGCGUCCUCUCCGACCCGGACUUUGCCCGCCUCACGCUCUCCCGCCUUCUCCCCGCCCCGAACCCAUCGCUCCGCUUCCUCCGCUUUCUCUCCUCGCACCUCCCAGCCCCCUCGCACGCCCCAGACGCCGCACCGGCGGGCGCAUCCCCUCCGCUGCCCGGGGUCGACCAGUUGCUCCGACGCCUCCCACCGCAACUCGCCGCCGACGCCGCCGACCUCCUCGCUUCCCACCUUGGCAUCCAUCCUUCCCUCCGCACCCUCAAUGCCGCGUCCCGUACCGCCCUCCGCGCCGCUCGCCCGGACCUCGUCUUCCGCCUCUUCUCCGCCUUCUCCUCCUCGCCCGACUACCCCGGCGAUGCCACCACCGUCGGCUGCCUCGCGCGGGCCUACGCCGCCCAGGGCCGCCCCCUCGACGGGCUCCACCUCCUUCGCGACGCCGCGCGCCGCGGGUCCCCGCCGCCGGCCGACGCUGCGGCAGACCUCGCGGGCGCCUUCGCGGCUGACGGCAACUUCGCCAAGGUCUCCGCGACGCUCCACCUCAUGAUCGCAGCCGGGUGCACCCCGAACAAUGUGGUCUACCAGCGGAUCAUACAUGGGCUCUUUGGUCGAGGGAUGGGUGAAGAGGCUCUGCGUGUGUUCAGAGAGAUCAAGCAGCGGGGCUAUGACAUUAACAGAAUUAUGUAUACCACGGUGAUCCACGGGCUAUUCAAAAUGCGCCGCACUAGAGAAGCACAGCAGAUGUGGGAUGAAAUGGUGGACCUGGGAUUCGAGCCUAAUGAGUAUGCCUACUGCUCCCUUGUCAGUUACUAUUUCAAAGCUGGUGACUUUGAGAAGGCCCGCAAGGUAUAUGAUGAAAUGCUUGAGAAGGGACUCAAGCAGACCACUGUUACAUGUAACAUUCUCAUCAAAGGGUUUUGUGUUAAUGAGAGGGUGUAUGAGGCACUUGAGGUGUUCGAGGAAAUGUCAAUUAAGGGGAUUGAGCAUGAUGUGAUCACUUAUAACACAUUAAUACGGGGCCUAUGCAAGGUUGGGAUGUUGGCCCUGGCAAUGCGGAUGUAUGAGUGGUUAGCAUCAUCCGGUUUGGAGCCUACAGUGUCAACCUUCAGUCCGCUCAUAGCCACCAUGUGUAAGGAAGGACAGGUGGAUGCUGCAGUGGACCUGAUCAAGUCUAUGCGGGCUAAGGGCUUGGAGCCAUUGGUCUGGAGCAAUGAUAGCAUCAUCAAUGGGUUCUGUAAGAUCGGUAGAUCAGAUGAAGGCAUGGCGUGGUUGGCAGGUAUGUUAAAGAACAACAUAAAACCUCGGCAAGAGACGUUUAAUACUUUGGUGGAAUCGCUGAGCACCUCAGGGCGAGUGGAUGAUGCGUUGCUGGUCCUAGAUAUAAUGUUCAAAGUUGGAUUCCAAUUAGGCAGGUUGGCUUGUACUAUACUUGUUGAUAAGCUGUGCCCAGACAAUGUAUCUUACUCCCACCAACUGGAUAAUAUUUUGGCGAGCAGCCAGUAGCAAAACUAUUAGCAAUCAAUUUCCUUGUGUAUGGCUGAAAUGUUUCUUUGGCCCUCCCAAGGCUGAUGUGUCCACCAAGAUAGUGUUGUUUUGGCGCUGUCAGAGAGGGUACUCAAACGCCUUCAGCAGAAGAUUCUGGUGAUCAGAAAAUUUUGAUGUUAUUAUUGGUUCAUAAUUGACUCUUGACUCGAGCAUUUUUGCAAUUGUGGUGGAGCUUGCCAAGUGUUGUAGCUCCUGUAGUGUCAGUGUAGAAUUUUCAUGAGGAAUAAAAAAUAGUUGCCAAUUUGUAUCAUUCAGAAAUGAGAAUAAUG
Messenger RNA from Panicum hallii, 2121 nucleotides. RefSeq names its product pentatricopeptide repeat-containing protein At5g18950-like. The transcript has a single exon. Gene Ontology annotation, molecular function: protein binding. The record is from RefSeq and is a predicted model, not a curated record. Lineage: Eukaryota; Viridiplantae; Streptophyta; Magnoliopsida; Poales; Poaceae. The coding region runs from base 20 to 1810 and encodes 596 amino acids.